Messenger RNA from Neocloeon triangulifer, 2009 nucleotides. RefSeq lists its product as uncharacterized. Bases 292 to 1728 code for a protein of 478 amino acids. Gene Ontology annotation, cellular component: nucleus; cytosol. Gene Ontology annotation, molecular function: mRNA 5'-diphosphatase activity. Lineage: Eukaryota; Metazoa; Arthropoda; Insecta; Ephemeroptera; Baetidae. Gene Ontology annotation, biological process: NAD-cap decapping; nuclear-transcribed mRNA catabolic process. The record is from RefSeq and is a predicted model, not a curated record. The transcript has 7 exons.
AUUAUUUUGCAAAAUUUACAGCCCUUGAUGGCCUUGGAUGAUUUAGCCGGCCGGCCAGCAAAUUUGAUUCGUGAGAUUUGAGAGUCACACGACCGUCGCGACCUUCGACCUUCACUUCUUGCGACAUUCCGACAUUUCCUACAUUGACUGUCUGACAACUCUGAACUCUGACAUGCCGGGUUCAUCCUUAUUUUCCAACGACUUGCUGUUGCUGUGAACUGCACGCAUCAACAGAGCACUUUACGGAUUUUUUAAACAGUGUUUGUGCAAGAUAAAGCAGAAUAGAAAAGGAUGGAUUUUACGGAUUUUAGUCAGUCAGGGCAAAACAAAAUUUACAGUUUCUCUGCGCAGGACCUUCAGGAACUAGAAAGAUCAUCACAAAGCGUUGAAUGGUUUCCUCGCAAAAGGUCGACUUCACCUGCAAUCUCGGAAGCCUCGUCUGCUGACGUUUGGUGCCAGGAUUACCCACCAAAGGGAGCCAAAGGGAAAAAUUCACACUUUUGGAGGGAAAGCAGGCCUACCGAAAUCGAUUCGGAUGAAAGUUCGGAAGAUGAAAAUACGAACCUCUGCUCUGUCACCAAAUACCGCAGAGGACGAGCAGCACUCCAGCAAAUGGAAGAGUUUUACUUUUUCACCUACGAAAGGGCCACCACAAAUCCCAAAGUAAAACUGAAAUGGAAUUUCGAAAGGCUUGACUGGUUUGGCCUCACUGAUGGCAAUUACUGUGGAAAGCAGGUUGCUCUCAAAUAUCUCCACUUGCCUCAAGAUCUUGCGAACACCAACCUCAAUCUCGAAAUUGUUCGAAGUGACGAUCUGCUGAGAUUGCCAAUUGAUUUCAAUGAAAACAUCAAUGAAAUCUUGAUGCACAUCAUGGACAGUUUCUACAAACCCAGCUUGUUUCAUAUGGCCUACCCAAUCAUCAACUUUGUGUGCUCUCGACUGGAAAUGUACUACAUUCUGGGCAUGGCGUAUUUGCAUGACAAGGCCUUUGAUUUGUUCUUCAGUUCUGGCAUCACUUUUUCUGCGGUCCGACGAGGAGGACUCAUUUACUUGGCAUCGUUCAACACCGAUGAAGUCAGGAGGCAAAAAGGAAUGGAGCAGCCAAUUAUUGGUCAGAACUUUAACAAUGUCAACACAGCCGGACUUAUGUUCCACAAACACCUGCUCUCAGAAUCACCUGAUGUGCUACCAGAUUUGGAGUCACCGUAUGUGAGGAAGGAUUCCGAGCUCUUCAGUGUUGACCAAGUGAUGUUAGGGGACCAUACCCUGCUUGUCCAAAAUAAAUUUAAAGCCAUUCGAUCUGACCAAGAUAAACAAGAAUUUGGUAAAUUUGCAAUGUUCGAGCUCAAGACGGCUUCAAAACCCUAUGUAUUGAGAACUUUGUUCCCAAAGUGGCUUCGGUGCUUGGCCGGAAACAUGAGCAACAUGAUCAUUGGAAUUCGGGACAGAUACUCAAGAAAAAUUGUGGAGAUUGAUGAUAUCUCGCAAGAGGAUUUGCUUAAGAAGUGCCAGGAACUUUUCCUCAAGUCUCAUCCAUACAGCUCGACUCCUGAACCAAGGUUGGAAGUUUGUCUGCAAACUGGCUCAGAUUUCCUCAACUACGUCCAGAAGGUCAUCACAGAGGAUACACCGAGAGACACAGUUUAUACGUUCGAGUUUUCUCCAGUCCGCAAGGGCAAAGCUGCAAACGCGUGGGCAAACGAAACAUUAAACAUUAUCAGUUCAUGAGUGACGACUUCUUUGGGUGGUUGAAAAGGUAAUUGAUUUUGAGCCUAAGUUUUCACACAUUGGAGAAUUUUGAGUUCAAUUUGACCUUCCUGUAAUAUGUUUAUUUAACUAAUGAAAUUACGAAGCCCUUCGGCGCAAUUAUAUAUAUUUAUUCAAUUUGCAAAUAUCUGUCUGAAAUCAGCGAUUAUUAUAAUACAAGAUGUUUUGACAACUAAAUAUAUCUCUCCUUUUAUUAUUCGGAAAGAAACGAUAUUUAAUUGGCCAACUAUAUGAGUUACAAA